Histoplasma capsulatum G186AR is the source of this 384-nucleotide messenger RNA. RefSeq lists its product as uncharacterized. The record is from RefSeq and is a predicted model, not a curated record. The transcript has 3 exons. Bases 1 to 384 code for a protein of 127 amino acids. Lineage: Eukaryota; Fungi; Ascomycota; Eurotiomycetes; Onygenales; Ajellomycetaceae.
AUGCCCAAGGUUUUCACUGGAGCACGCGCCAUUCAUCGUCAAAGCCUAUCCAUCGGGUUUAAGGCCUCCCAAUAUUUGAAAGCUGCUUUGAAACAGGAUCGAUUUCCGAAAGCCCAGAGCGGAAGGUGGAAUAUAAAGGCAGUGCCCCUGCUGCUUUCAGUUCCUUUAUCAAGUGGCUCUACCGAUCCGGUUCAAGGAACUCAGGCUCUUUGCCAAUUUGUUUCAAGGAUUAGGCUCAAUAGGGGCAACAUGCUAUCUCUCUAUAUGACUGACCUUUUGAGCCAAUUUCCAUCGCGAAACUCUGAAUUCCCAUCUACACUUGCUGUUGCAUCUUCCAUAGGCUGUUACAUGUCAGGCUCCAUCUGGGUCUGUUCCCCUAUCUAA